This is a messenger RNA of Stegastes partitus (bicolor damselfish), 351 nucleotides long. Its product is annotated as 5'-AMP-activated protein kinase subunit gamma-2-like. The record is from RefSeq and is a predicted model, not a curated record. Bases 4 to 351 code for a protein of 115 amino acids. Gene Ontology annotation, biological process: regulation of catalytic activity; protein phosphorylation. Gene Ontology annotation, molecular function: AMP binding; protein kinase binding; protein kinase regulator activity. Gene Ontology annotation, cellular component: cytoplasm; nucleotide-activated protein kinase complex; nucleus. The transcript is spliced from 4 exons. Lineage: Eukaryota; Metazoa; Chordata; Actinopteri; Pomacentridae.
GAGAUGCCCAUGCCGGCCUUCAUGAAGCAGACUCUGGAGGAGCUCGGGGUCGGGACGUACACCAACAUCGCCUACAUCCACCCAGACACGCCUCUGAUCACCGCCCUGUCGGUGUUCACGCACCGCAGGGUGUCUGCACUGCCUGUAGUGGAUCACCAUGGUAAAGUGGUGGACAUCUACUCCAAGUUCGACGUCAUUAACCUGGCGGCUGAGAAGACCUACAACAACCUGGACGUGACGGUGACGCAGGCGCUCCGCCACAGAUCCCAGUACUUUGAAGGAGUCAUGAAGUGCAACAGGCUGGAAACUCUGGAGACCAUCGUGGACCGGAUCGUGAAGGCCGAGUGUUGA